AUGGCCAUGUCAGGAGACUUCACCUGCAGUUCACUUAUUCCAAAUUUCAACGCUUUGGGUGCUGGUACUCCUGGCGUCGUAAACUAUAAUUUUGACUUUCAACAAACCAAUCAAAUGAGUUAUGCAUCUCAGCAAUACAAUCUGCCCAUUUACCAACAGCCGAGCACCAGCCAAGUCACUACAAGUGCUGUCCAACAGGAAACUCAGCAACCUAAGUUUACUCCGAAAAUGGCUCGCACGGCAUAUACGUCCCAACAACUUUUAGAACUCGACCGAGAAUUCAGUAGAGGUAAAUAUCUUACGAGACCCCGAAGGAUUCAUCUGGCGGAGAGAUUAAAAUUAUCUGAAAGACAAAUAAAAAUCUGGUUCCAAAAUAGAAGGAUGAAAUAUAAGAAAGAAUCUGGUCGACCUGACCUGGCCUGA
This is a messenger RNA of Zophobas morio, 423 nucleotides long. RefSeq names its product homeobox protein Hox-D4a-like. Gene Ontology annotation, molecular function: DNA-binding transcription factor activity, RNA polymerase II-specific; RNA polymerase II cis-regulatory region sequence-specific DNA binding. Gene Ontology annotation, biological process: regulation of transcription by RNA polymerase II. Gene Ontology annotation, cellular component: nucleus. The transcript has 3 exons. The coding region runs from base 1 to 423 and encodes 140 amino acids. The record is from RefSeq and is a predicted model, not a curated record. Lineage: Eukaryota; Metazoa; Arthropoda; Insecta; Coleoptera; Tenebrionidae.